AUGGCUGAUGUAAAAAGGACUGGAGGGAGUGGAAAGCGGAAAAAUGUGCAGGUGGCCGUGCGAGUAAGGUUAGUUAAGGUUUUAAGCUUUGAAUUUCUGCCGGUUUAUGAUACCAGCUGCAGGCAACACGACAUUUACACAGCGCUUGUGAAACCUUUAAUACCUCAGCUUCUUCUCGGUUACAAUGCCACAAUUUUUGCUUACGGUCAAACUGGUACAGGAAAAACUUUCACAAUGGCGGGUGAGCCAGAUCCAAGCCACAGCGGAGGUUGGCAAGACGACCCUGGUAUGGGAAUCAUACCUCGAGCCUUGCAACAACUUUUCGAGGAACUUGAAGCCCAAGAGGCUGAAGAAUACUCAGUGCGUGCUUCUUACGUUGAACUGUACAAUGAAGAGCUCUUCGAUCUUUUGGCUAGGCCAGGGUCGGAAAACCAACGUCUACGGAUUUUUGACGAUAAUACUCGCAAAGGUUCAGUUAUAAUCAGUGGCGUAGAAGACAUAUCAGUACAGAGUAGUGAAGAUGUCUAUGAAAUCCUUCGGAAAGGAGCUGAAAAGCGUAAAACAGCAGCAACGCUAAUGAAUAUGACUUCAAGUCGGUCACAUUCAGUUUUCACUGUAACUGUUGUUACUCGAGAAGGAAAACUUCCCGGAGAAGACUUGAUGAAAACUGGAAAGCUCCAUCUAGUGGACCUGGCAGGAUCAGAAAACAUUGGUCGAUCUGGUGCCAUAGAACAGCGAGCCCGAGAGGCUGGAAACAUUAACCAGUCGCUGCUUACUUUGGGAAGGGUGAUUACUGCGUUGACAUCGGGAGCUGCUCAUGUGCCUUAUAGAGAAAGCAAACUUACUCGGAUUCUACAAGAUUCUCUUGGUGGAAGGACUAUUACUACAAUAAUAGCGACCUUGUCCCCGUCAUCAACGAAUACUGAGGAAUCAAUAAAUACUUUGGAGUAUGCUUCCAGAGCGAAGAACAUUAAAAAUCAUCCAGAGGCAAAUCAAACUUUGUCUCGUCGGGCUCUCCUAAAAGCUUAUAACGACGAAGUGGAGCGGCUGAAGCGAGAUCUUCAGGCUGCGCGAGAGAAGAACGGCGUUUUUAUUGAUAGGGAUAACUUUGAGUACUUGAUGAAUGAUGUCGCUAUCAUGGAUGAGCAAUACAGUAGACUGUAUGAACGCAGUUCAAAGCUUGAAGCAAAAUUGAAAGCUCGCUUAAGCGAGAUAGAGCAGUUGAACUUAGUAAGCAAUUUUUUUUUUCUCUUCUUAUUUUAG
Messenger RNA from Enterobius vermicularis (human pinworm), 1263 nucleotides. Lineage: Eukaryota; Metazoa; Nematoda; Chromadorea; Rhabditida; Oxyuridae. The record is from the annotation of a GenBank genome assembly.